AUGGACCACCGUAGUUCAUUCUCUUCUAUCCACUCCUCUCCUCAAUUCUAUAAAAAUACCAAUGCAGCACAGCCGACAUCUCAAUUACCUCCUCCUCCGCCAAACACAACCCAAAAGCCAGCACACACAAAUACAUUUGUCCACAAACUCUACAACAUGGUCGUGGAUGUCCAUUAUCAGCAUUUGAUCUCGUGGGCUUAUACCGGUUCCUCGUUCAUUGUGUGUAAUAUUAUGGAGUUUUCUCGAGAUGUGCUACCAAAGCACUUUAAACACAACAACUUUAGCAGCUUCGUCAGACAACUCAAUAUGUAUGGUUUCCACAAAGUCAAUAAAUCACCAAGAGGUCAUCGUACACUGGCAGAAAAUCAGAUCUGGGAGUUCUCGCAUCCAAAAUUCUUGAGAAAUCGACCUGAUCUCCUGGAUGAGAUCAAGCGUAAAUCAAUGGAAACGGACAAUGCCAGACGAGACAACGGCGACCUCCAAGGACAUGUAGCCAUGUUACAGGCAUCCCAAUCCGAAAUGAUUCAACAAAUACAGAAUUUAUAUGAAAAUUUCACCCAAGUUAUAAAGGAAUUGGAAGAAACAAAGCAAAAACAAGAAAGCCAGCAGCAAUUUAUGAAAACGAUGAUGAACUAUAUUUCACAGCAAAAUGGAGGGCAACUACCAUCUGAACUGCAGCACCAUCAACUAGAUCAAUAUGAAUACAAACAAGAAAAACCACCAUCCAUCUUUGUCACCUCUCAUGAUCCCUCCAAUAAUAGCGUUCUAGACGAUAUGUUUGGUGUAUCCCGUUCUCCACUGACUGUGCAAACACAGAAUUUGUCAAGCAACAACCGUAUGUCAUUAGGUCCCUAUGGCAACCAAUUACCGCCUAGUCCAAGCCCUAGUAUGCUGGUUUCUGACGAUGAACUCGAUAAUGCAAGCUCAUUAUACUCCCCCAAUUCUCCUCACACGCCUAGACAUCACUCCACAUCGUCAACAACAACCAACAAUCAAAACGUUUAUUCCUCAUACAUGUCUCCACUUGAUCCAUUAUCUCAUCGCUAA
Molecule: messenger RNA, 1047 nt
Organism: Mucor velutinosus
Lineage: Eukaryota; Fungi; Mucoromycota; Mucoromycetes; Mucorales; Mucoraceae
Exons: 2
Coding region: 1-1047 (348 amino acids)
Biological process (GO): regulation of DNA-templated transcription
Molecular function (GO): DNA-binding transcription factor activity; sequence-specific DNA binding
Source: RefSeq, a predicted model, not a curated record